AUGUUAAAGUGGAUUCAAGGUGGCAUUUCUGCUGUUACAGGUCUAGCUGAGCCAGAAUACGGUAAGGACUAUAUCCAUACUAUUUCCGACAAAUUAACUGGUAAGCAGCCAUAUCGUGCUACUACCCGUGAUGAUUUCAACUGGUUGAACCCAGACUACACGAAUGUCGAGACUGCUACUUUCUAUUUUAGUGACUUAGACACUGGUAUCGUUGGUUUUGCUCAAAUCAUUCAUUCAUCGAUUAUUGGAUUCCACACGGCUGCUCAAUUUACUUUCAGAAUUUUCGAUUCAAAGAACCCUGAAUCCUUAAAUUUAUGGACAUCUACCAAACUAGAUAAUUUCAGACCAGAAGGUCCAAAUUUCUACGCUGAUAACCUCUCCAUCGAAUUAAGUGAAGAUAAUACUACGUACCAUAUCGUUUCUAACGUCAACGAGCAAUCUACCGUGGAUAUUGAAGUGACCAGAUUGACUCCAGGUGCUAAAGCAGGUGAAGAUCCAACUACUUAUUUUGGUGACAAUAUUGAUGAACCAUGGGGCUCAAUGAGACACACAUUCUGGCCAAGAAAUAAAUGUGUUGGUAAAAUUAAUUUGAAGAAACCAAUUAAAUCUGAAGAAACCGAACAAGAGAUCACUACAGAGGAAAGUACCGAAGAAAGCACUGAGGAAACAGAACCAUCUGUGGCCUACGAAGACCAAGAAAUUGUGUUCACAGAAUCUAAACCCGCUUUUUCUAUGUUUGUUCUCGCCUUCCAAGGUAUGAAGCCACAUCAUGCUGCCAAAGCUUGGAAUUUUGUCUAUAUGCACACCAAAACCCAUUCUGCCGUCCUAAUGGAAUACAUCACACCAAAAUCUUAUGCAAACACUAAGGUCUCCGUCGGUAUCAUCACGUCAGAUGAUGAUGUUCUUACCCUAUCUACUACAAAUAACUAUGAACAUCUAAACACUGAAGUCGAUGAAAUUGGCUGGAACGUCCCAAAGGACAUCAAGGUCUCAAUCAGCGGUGUCAGUUCAAAAUUAUCUGAUGAAGAAAUAGCUGAAAAGGGAAGCGAAGGCGAAAAAGUUGUUGCAGUCAUCGAAGCUCCUUUAAAGAACUUAGUAGAAAGAGUCGAUGUUAUGGGCGAAUUGCCAGGUUUUGUUAAGAAUAUCGUUUCAGGUGUUGCAGGUACAAAACCUUUCAUUUAUCAAUAUGCUAGUGACGAUUUCUGCAUGCAAGUCAACAAUGGCGAAAAAGAACAAGGUCUAGGUUGGGCAGAAGUUACUUUCAUUUCUCAAUCCGAUGUUGAACCACAACAAGACAAUUAG
This is a messenger RNA of Kazachstania africana CBS 2517, 1302 nucleotides long. RefSeq names its product Svf1p (gene SVF1). Gene Ontology annotation, biological process: response to oxidative stress. The record is from RefSeq and is a predicted model, not a curated record. The coding region runs from base 1 to 1302 and encodes 433 amino acids. The transcript has a single exon. Lineage: Eukaryota; Fungi; Ascomycota; Saccharomycetes; Saccharomycetales; Saccharomycetaceae. Gene Ontology annotation, cellular component: cytoplasm.